Parasteatoda tepidariorum (common house spider) is the source of this 1157-nucleotide messenger RNA. RefSeq lists its product as uncharacterized. The record is from RefSeq and is a predicted model, not a curated record. Lineage: Eukaryota; Metazoa; Arthropoda; Arachnida; Araneae; Theridiidae.
UAAAUGGAAGAAAGGUUUUAAACAGAUGCAAAAAUCCCACGGUUUUUGCUGUGAUUGCGUGGCAAGGUCUAGUUGAAUUGCCGUGAAUUUUCAAUUUUUGUUAGAAAUCACAGCAUUUUCGUCGCUAGUUAUGAAGAUUCUCCUGGUUCUUUUAUUUGUAGGCGUGGCUUAUGCCACCUCUCACGAUGAUUUAAAGAAGGCUUCCGAUGAAGUUUUUGAAAGUUUUUUCCAUGGCAUGUCACAUGCUCCAGCUCUUCAUGAAGUAUUGGGAGUUGAAAAUACUGAAGAGUUGAAAAGAUUUGAAAGAGGUCUCAAAGAAGAGUUAGCAGACUUCCUUAGAAAGGCAUUUGACGAUGCCUUGAAGAAACUCGACGAUGCUGUUAAACAGAACAAGGAUAUACAUAAGGAAGCUUUAAAGAAAUUGAAAGAUCUAAGAGAAAAAAUGAAAGAUCUUAAAAUCGAAGAUGAUGAUACCGGUAAAGAAAUUAUGGAGCACAUAAAAGAACAGGUCACAGGAAAACUAAAAGAACUUUUAGAAAAAAUGGGCCUCAUUGAGAAGCGAUCACUUCACUCUGAUCCUGAUAAUAUUUUCGAAGACUUCAAUAUCAGGGAUUUCAUUAUUCGAUUGAAGGAAAUGAUUUUGGAGAAAAUGGAUGCGAAAGCUCUGAAGAAAUCAUUAUCAAAGCUUGUUGGACAAGGAACCCAGAGACUUUGUGAAUGGCUUACUAAUAAAGGUAAGGAAAAGGUGAUUAAUUUCAUCGAUCGUGUGUUAGAAACAGAUGAUGACGACAAAAAGAAAAGAUCCGUCUCUGAUCUGUAUGAACAAGUCAAAGACUAUUUCAAGGAUUUGGAUUUAGACCUGAAGCAAAAAUUCUUCAAAUUCGGAGAAUGGGUGAAAGAAGUUCUCAAGAAAGGUUUGGACAAAUCAAAGAGCAGAAUUGAGAAAGUUAAAACCAUUGCUAAACAACUUCUUGAUAAAAGUAACGACAUUAGUAAAGAAGUUGCUGAGCAGGCUUUAGAUUAUUUGAGAGAUUUCAAGGAAGAACUAGGAGAAUUAUACGAAAAACUCUACGGAAAGCUUAUGGAACGGAUCAUGGAUUACACUGAUUAACAAUAUGUAUUGAUCGUAAAUAAAUUUUAAAUAUUAAUCGAUGGAA